Molecule: messenger RNA, 1011 nt
Organism: Phytophthora nicotianae INRA-310
Lineage: Eukaryota; Oomycota; Peronosporomycetes; Peronosporales; Peronosporaceae
Exons: 4
Coding region: 7-246 (79 amino acids)
Cellular component (GO): DASH complex; mitotic spindle
Source: RefSeq, a predicted model, not a curated record
AACAACAUGGACGAAGUGCCGCGAAGAGACUCGCGCGGAGACCCCGACAGGGAGUGGUUUCAGAAGGAGAAAAAGCGUAUUGAGGAUGAAAUUCGAGAGGGGAUGCAAGAAGCCGUAUCGAAUGUGCACAUUUUGAACCAGAAUAUGGAACACCUCAACGAUGUUGGCCAAGAGGUUGUCGCUAUUUCAUCUGUGUGGGUAGAGUUCCUGCGUCAGAUGACGGCAUCCAGCGAGAAAGCGCGUUAAGAACAUGGAACGUGAACUACAGCGACGUCGGCAUAUUUAUUUGCUUUAGCCAACCCAUAAGAAUGUGCGCCAGGCGAAUGUAUCAUGUACUAGUGUGAUUGCACAGGAGUCUGCUGCUGUUGCUCUUGUUGUAACUUCGCUUUUCCUCGCAGUGCUGCAAGGACUUUCUCCUCAAACGCCAAGUGUUCUUUGAGUGAAAUAGGCCCUCCAGGCAGCGUCACCACGCUGCGCUUUGAUGAGGCUGUUGUCGUCGUCUUGUCUUCCGUGGACGUGAACCCGUCCGUCUCUACGAUAUGGCCCUGGAUCGAGACUUCCCGCCAGCAGUCCUUGUGUCCCUCAAUACGUACAGCAUUUGCAGCAGCCGAAGCUUCAGUGAAAACCACCUUUGCAGAUGAUGUUUUCAUUCUGAUAGUCUCGAUCUCGCCGUAUGAUCGUAACACUCGACUGAGCGUGUCAUCAGAGUGCGAAUAUUGCUUUUUAUCCCACUUGAACGUGACAGUGCGUUGUGAUUUCGGGGCACCGUGAGAUUCCUGGUACUUCUUCAACUCAGCUCGCCGCUUCGCCUCCCGAGCAAGCCGAUCCUGGAGCUCUUGCUGACGAGCUAAUGCUUUCUCCCGGAGCUUCGAAAGCUCCGCCUUCUGCUGCUUCGCGCUGGGUUUCCUGUUGAGCUCGAAGUUCUGUUCUUUCCGCAGCAGCUCUGCAUUACUCAGCCACCAUUAUGCAAGUUAGAUAGCGUGAACACUUUAAGAAAGCCAUGUUUCGGAU